AUGCUGGACCAGAACGCGCUGGAGGUGGCAGCGUGGAUUGAGAAGAGGAAUGCCGUGGAAGGCGGCCACACAGGACACAGUCAUGGCAAGCCGAUGUUUUGGCUUACUGCCGUGAUCUCUUCGCUGAUCAACUUCCUCUUGAAUCCGGUGGUUUUCUUCGCGACCUUUGUGCGGAAGAUUGGCGAACGUGCAGCUCUGCGCGUCGACUCUGGGAAACGGACAACGUUCAAGAAUUCGUCAGGCACUUGGCUGGUGACGAUUACAGCGAGUAUCAUGCACAGCUGCCGGCCCUCGAAGCCCAGGGACGGCCUCAACAAAGAGCAGAGAAGCUUCAACCCGGCGCAGCCCAUCCUUCCGCUGCGGCGGGGACAUCGUGGCGGCGACGUUGGAAGAUGUGCCCGAAGAUGCUAUUAUUAG
Symbiodinium sp. CCMP2592 is the source of this 417-nucleotide messenger RNA. The record is from the annotation of a GenBank genome assembly. Lineage: Eukaryota; Dinophyceae; Suessiales; Symbiodiniaceae.